AUGGGCCUCUACAAAACAAGUUUAUGCAAGUUCUUUGAAGAAGGAAGCUGCUCCAAAGGCAGCAGCUGCAACUAUGCACAUGGACAAGAUGAGUUGCGUGAAAGUGGGCAGGCUCCUGGUUUCAAGACGGUCCGGUGCAAGUAUUACGACCAGGGCACCUGUAAGAAGGGCGAUGACUGCAGCUAUGCACAUGGUGAUGGAGACCUGACUCGUGACAAAUUGGAGGCAGCUCCACCCAUCGACGAGACUCAGCCUCAGCCAUACUGCCGUCGGAUCCUCAGGUCGCGAGUGCCAAAGAGGCAGUUGGACGGCUGGGCAGACGAUUCAGAAGCUGUCAAGCACCAGAAGACAGAGAAUCAAAGGCCGCCAUGCGCGUUCUAUAGAGUCGGCCGUUGCGCAAGAGGAGCAGACUGCCCAUAUUCACAUGGUGGUGAAGCAGAAAUGCCUCCAGCUCCUGUGGCAAAGGUGGUUUUGCCUCCAGCCCGUCCCACAAGCAGAUGGCAGCCUGCACGGGUACAAGAAGCUCCCGCCGCUGCAGAACCUCCGGGAGUGGGACCCUUCAAGCGCACGCUUUGCAGAUUCUUCCUUGAUGGCUUCUGUGCGAACGGCAAUGCCUGCACCUUUGCUCACGGAGAGCAUGAGCUGCAACAGCCGACGGAAGGUGGAACAUGGGUGUUUAUACCAUCCGGAGCUUCACCUACACAGAACAUGGACUACAGCAGCGUGUCUGCAAUGCCCGUGUCAUCCUUGCAGAAGACGCAGUUGUGCGCAUACUUUGAAGCCGGAUCGUGCAAGAAGGGUGCGCGUUGCACCUUCGCGCAUGGAGCUCACGAGCUCGUGCGAACAGCUGGCACGGGCAAGGUGGUCCCACCUCCUGCAAAACUGGAGGAAAAGCCUGACGAGGAAAGAACCCAAAGCUCGGAAGGCUGUGCAGAUCUACAUCGCCAGUUUCGGCACGGCCACUUCAAGACGCGCAUGUGCAAGUUCUACCUUGAGGGCCACUGCAGAGACGGAUCAGAUUGCAGAUAUGCCCACGAUGAGACUGAACUGCCAGCAGCCGUUGAUGCAGAUUUGGGAGAGGAAGAAGGUCCUUCGAGUGAAAAGCACAUCUUCUAUAAGACCAGGAUGUGCCAGCCCCACUUGCAGGGCCACUGCCAGAAGGGCAGCUCCUGCAACUACGCGCACAGCGAAGCCGAGCUUCAGCCUCCUUCUUGGGCCAAAGGUGAGCCUGGCACCAGCACCCGUUAUGGGAUCGUGGUACCCAGCCUGGCUGGCACCGAAAAGCUUAGUGCGACGUAG
Symbiodinium pilosum is the source of this 1299-nucleotide messenger RNA. The record is from the annotation of a GenBank genome assembly. Lineage: Eukaryota; Dinophyceae; Suessiales; Symbiodiniaceae.